This is a messenger RNA of Stomoxys calcitrans (stable fly), 4398 nucleotides long. RefSeq lists its product as uncharacterized. The record is from RefSeq and is a predicted model, not a curated record. The transcript has 9 exons. Gene Ontology annotation, molecular function: monooxygenase activity; heme binding; oxidoreductase activity, acting on paired donors, with incorporation or reduction of molecular oxygen. Bases 154 to 3240 code for a protein of 1028 amino acids. Lineage: Eukaryota; Metazoa; Arthropoda; Insecta; Diptera; Muscidae.
UUUGUAUUAUUAUUUACUGUUGUUUGCAUUGAAUGAACGCUUUAACGACUCGUUUCUCACUGUCAAUCGAUUGGAAACAAUUCAUUGUAGACAGUUUCAAAAUAAUAUUUAAAACGAUCACAACAAAUUAAUUGGAACAGCGGAACUUGCAGCAUGCUGUCGAUUAUCGUCUUUGGCAUAGUGUUAAUCUGCCUUCUUAGUUGGGAUCGUUUGAAAAGGCGACGACGUAACCAAUUCCUAAAACAGUUGGGCAUUCGAGGACCUUGGUUCAUAGUGCCUAUUAUAGGCGAUGCCUGGUUGGGUUUGGGCAAUGAUACAGCAAAUGUCUUCAAGCUCUUCGCAAGACUGGGUCGCAAAUAUGGCAAAGUUUUCCGCAUGUGGCUGUUCUUUAGGCUCAUGUUGGUUAUAUCGGAUGUCAAGUAUUUCGAAGCUAUUCUAAGCAGUCCAGGCGUCAUUAGGAAAUCUUUUAUCUAUGAUAUGCUGUCGGGUUGGUUAGGCGAUGGUCUCUGGUUGAGCUACAGUACAAAGUGGCAUGUUAGACGAAAGCUGCUAACACCCACCUAUCACUUUAAGAUUUUGGAACAAUUUGUUGAGGUAUUCGAUCAACAAAGUCGGGUGUUGGUUAAACGCCUUUCCACCAUGGCCGAUGGCAAAACGGUUUAUAAUAUGUUUCCAAUAAUAUGUCUAACAGCAUUAGACAUUAUUACGGAAACGGCCAUGGGUGUAAAAGUCAAUGCCCAAGAUCAUCCGGAAUUUGCUUAUGCCAAAGCGGUUAAAGACGCCACCGAUGUAAUUGCCACUCGUGCUAUGAAACCCAUUCAAUAUUUUCAUCUUGGAUUUCUGCUGACUGCAUUUCCAUCUUAUCUCAAAUUGAGGAAAAGCAUUCGCAUAAUGCACGAUUUUACAAAUAAAGUGAUUUUCGACAGGAAACGGAAAAUUGAGUCGGAACGUAUGAAUGCCAAAGAAACUUCUCUAAGUUUGGAUGACGCUCAAAACGAUGUGGGACAAAAGAAACGCAUGACAUUUUUGGACGUUCUGCUGCAGUCGCAUAUUGAUGGACAACCGCUAAAGGACGAAGAAAUACGAGAGGAAGUUGACACAUUCAUGUUUGAAGGACAUGACACAACGACCAGUGGCAUAUCCUUUUGCUUAUAUCUAUUAGCACGUCAUCCACAUGUCCAGCAAAGGGUCCUUCAGGAAAUAAACGAGGUAAUGGGAGAAGAUAAGAGCCAAGCAGUUACUAUGAAAGAUUUGCAAGAGUUGAAAUAUUUGGAGGCGGUCAUAAAGGAAUCAUUACGAUUGUAUCCUUCAGUGCCAAUAAUUUCACGUUACACCGAAAAAGACAUAGAAGUGGAUGGUCAUUUUAUACCGGCGCACAGUAAUCUUUCCCUCUUGAUUUAUGAUGUGGCUCGAGAUCCAGAUAUUUUUUCAAAUCCUGAUGAUUUCAUACCCGAAAGAUUUUACCAAAAAUUGGAACAAAAUUACAAUCCCUUUGCCUACACACCCUUUUCGGCAGGGCCACGCAACUGCAUUGGACAGAAGUUUGCCAUGUUGGAAAUGAAAUGCACGCUUAGUAUGGUGCUGCGAUACUUUGAACUUUUGCCACUGGGUGUCAGUGUAGUGCCACAAAUGAAUAUGAUCCUACGCUCGGCCACCGGUAUCAAUUUGGGUUUGAGGCCUCGCUUUGAAAGCCUUGAAACUAUGUAUCUGGAAUUGCUGAUACUCCUCAUGAUCUUGGCCUUUACUGCCGACUAUCUGAUGAGGAAAAGGAUAAAUGACAUUGUAAACGCUUCAAAUUUCCCUCGCCCCAGAUAUACUUUGCCCAUACUUGGAGACUGUUUGCCAUAUCUUGGUUUGGAAAUAAAAGAUUCCCUGGACUUCUUCAAUCGUAUGCAUGAGAAAUUCGGGAAAGUAUGUCGCCUGUGGGUCUUCUACAGAUGCAUCUUCUUUGUGCAAGAUGUGAAAUUCUUCGAACACAUCCUCAGCAGUCCAACACUGAUAAGCAAGUCCUUUUUCUAUGACAUGGUGUCGUCUUGGCUGGGCAAUGGCCUACUCUUGAGCACUGGCUCCAAAUGGCACAAACGUCGCAAGAUUAUAACGCCUACGUUCCACUUCAAGAUACUGCAGCAAUUUGUGGAGAUCUUUGAUCAUCAUUCGCGCACCAUGGUUAGCAAACUAUCAAAGAUAGCCGAUGGAAAAACCUCCAUAGAUAUUUAUCAGGCAGUGUGUCCAGCUACUUUGGACAUAAUAGCCGAGGCGGCUUUGGGGGUGAAAAUAGAUGCCCAACAAAAUACUGAUAUUGCCUAUACAAAGGCCUUGAAAAUAGUUGCCCAUAUAACAUGGUAUCGCUUUAUGAAUCCCUUUCGGUAUUCCGAUAUCAAUUUCAUGCUACUAGCUCCAAGAUAUUACAUGCAAUUGCACAAAAACAUACGCAUAAUGCAUGUCUUCACGGAAAAGAUGAUCAAUGAAAGAAGGGCAACCUUGACAAGAUCUAGCGAAUCAGCAAAGGCUUCCCAAUCAUGUCCAGACAUUGUGGAGGACGACCAAUCAGUUGGUCUAAAGCAGCGCCUGUCAUUUCUGGAUGUUCUUCUGCAAGCCACAAUUGACGAUCAAUAUCUUACAAAUGCCGACAUACGUGAGGAAGUCGAUACAUUCACUUUCGAAGGGCACGACACUACCACCAGUGGCAUAUCUAACACCUUGUAUCUGUUGGCUCGCCAUCCAAAGGCACAAGAGAAAGUGUUUGAGGAAAUUUUAAAUGUUAUUGGUGCAGACAAAGAGAAGUCGGUUGGCAUGAAUGAAUUGCAAGAGCUUAAAUAUCUUGAGUGUGUCCUUAAGGAGAGUAUGCGUUUGUAUCCCCCUGUUCCCCUCAUAGGAAGGGAGGUCAAAGAGGAUACCAAAAUCGGUGAUCAAGUUUUACCUGCCAACAGCACGAUUUGCAUGUCCAUAUAUGCCAUAGGUCAUGAUCCACAAUUAUUUGAAUUUCCUGAAGAAUUUCGUCCAGAACGCUUUGCCUGCAGCAAAGACGAGAAAAUAAAUCCCUAUGCCUAUGUUCCCUUCAGUGCUGGCCCACGCAACUGUAUUGGACAAAAAUUUGCCAUCUUGGAGAUGAAAUCAAUCGUAAGCUGCAUCAUACGUCAUUAUGAACUAUUGCCUUUGGGUGUCGAGUUUCAACCGAUAGUAAGCCUGGUUUUACGUUCAUCUACUGGUGUAAAUUUGGGUUUGAAACGUCGCAUUUAAAACAAAAUUCUGAGAAAAUCUUAGUACAUUUUUAUACCCUCCACCAUAUGAUGGGGAUAUACUAAUUUCAUCUUCCGUUUGUAACUCCUCAAAAUAUUGGUCAUCACGUCAUCACAUUUUAAAACGAUCUAGCUAUGUCCGUCCGUCUGUCUGUCGAAAGCACCCUUGAAAUUUUGCACAAAUACUUCUUAUUAGUGUAGGUCGGUUGAGAUUUUAUGUCGGUCCAUGUUUUGAUAUAGCUGCCAUAUGAACCGAUCUGGGAUCUUGACUUCUUGAGCCUCUAGAGGGCGCAAUUACUAUCCAAUAUGGCUAAAAAUUUUUACAACGGCUGCUCCUCUCAUGAUCUUUAAUUUACGUGUCAAAUAUGUUCUGAAUCGGUCUAUAGCCUAAUACAGCUCCCAUGUAACUGGGAAGCGUAAAUAAUUGCUCACGAAAUGGGCCACAAGCAACGCUGUUUCAUAGUUGUUGCCUUUGUUAUGUGUCGUUGUAUGACUUGUUUGUAUUACAUCGUUCAGUAGUCACAAUUUUUUAAUUUUAAUUUUUAAUGGACAAUUUUCGUGCGAAUGAUCUUAAUGCUAGGCUUUACUACAUUCUAACAUCAUGCCAUGUGUGAUCAUAAAGUACGUUUACACUGAUCAUUACAACCUGCUGUAAUGCCUUAAUCGCCUGUCUUCCCAUAAAAAAUGCAGCUGACGUUAGCCAUAGAUUUGGAUUUAAGGAGCAGUAUAAAUGAGGUUAUAGUCUGAAUAGGUUCAUAACAAGAUAUCGCAUAUAAACCGUUCUUGAUGUUUGCCCUCUUAAGCGAUAUGGGCGCAACUCAUACCCCAUUUGGCAAGAGCAGCACAGUUUUAAUACAAGUUGGACGACAAUCAUAUGAUAAGGGGCCUCCUUUCCAUAGCCGAGUCCGAUACCUCUUUGGGGAGAAGUUUUUACAUGGCAAAGUACCUCACAAAUGUCGCCAACACUAGGAGGGGACAACCACCGCUAAACAUUUUUUUAUAAUUUUCUUGCCAGGAUUCGAACCCAUGCUUUCAGCCUCAUAGGCGGACAUGCUAACCUCUGCGCUACGGUGGCCUUCAUUGUAAUUUAAUAGUUUCAUAUAUUUCCAUAUAUUUGUUAGAUUUUACAUACUUUUUAAUAAAAAUGUAUUUUAUUUCA